Messenger RNA from Dreissena polymorpha, 2870 nucleotides. RefSeq lists its product as uncharacterized. The transcript is spliced from 6 exons. The record is from RefSeq and is a predicted model, not a curated record. Lineage: Eukaryota; Metazoa; Mollusca; Bivalvia; Myida; Dreissenidae. The coding region runs from base 851 to 1519 and encodes 222 amino acids.
UACUUUUUGAGUUAUUGCAGAUUCAGACAGACACACAGACAAACAGGCGCACUGAAUGACUUACACACGGACAGACUGGGAGUCAACCUAUACUCUCCACCGGUAAAACCGGUACGUAAAUUAAAAAAUCUCAUUUUAGUGUCGCCAGUGCCAUGGAUUGCCGUAAGAGAGAUAUGUACUUCAAAAUUGAAUGUUGAAUGCAGUGUUUCUGGUGGUAGUUACGGAUUGUGGACGUUUCACUGGACUCCAAAUGGCGAGACGGUUUGGCAAAAUAUGGCAAAAAUAUUGUUCAACAAAUAUGUAUGUAUUGCAACUUACCAUCGCAGUAUUGAUAUGAUGCUAUGUAUGUGUAUACCUGGAAAUGGGGUCAGUUGCUUCUUCUGAAGAACAUAUUGCAAACACAGGCGACAAAUGGAAUUGUUCUAAAAUCUGGCAUGGUCAUACUUACUUUAGCGAUAACACGAAUGUACCCGGUAAUGGUAAGAUUUUAAUAACCGUAACGAAGAGGGUAUUUUGGGGGUUUAAGCGUGUAUCAUAUAUCCGUGUUUUUAAUUAUAAUAUUUACUAUAACCUUAUACCACCUGAUAAUGACUGUUCUGACAAAAUGACGUUUUUAUAAGAAACCAAACCAUGUCCAUCUACGUCGGCCGAAGAGAAUUUUACCGACAUUGGACGUACGGCUAGCGGAAUCCUAGAAAACGGCGUUGAACACGUAACAGAAACUAUCAAUACUUACACAGACGAGGAAGAAAACAAUAUCACAGCGGAAAGCGCCAAUAUCAUCACGAUACGCAAUGCAUACAAUACGGCGGAAGUUAAUCGCGAGGAAACGGAUAACAAACCCGAGACAAUGUCUAACAGGCAGUUAAUGAUCAUCGUGGCAGUUGUGGGUGCAGCGAUUGUUAUUGCAACCAAUGCGUCCAUUUGCACCUAUUGGAAAAUGAAAACCCGUUCAAGGGCAGAAAGGCAAACAUUGACGAUUAUGCUGAGCGAUAUAGAGACCACCACUGAAGAAAACACACACGUUCAUUAUUAUGAAAUCGAGGACACACCAAGCAAUGUCGGUUAUGACGGUUCUGCGGUGCCUGAUUUUCUUAACACAAUAGCAUCAACAGACAACUUCGUAAAUAUCCCACAAGUCCACUACGAAAAUAUUGCGCUAACGGCACCAACUGAACUCAGCAAUAUCAUCCAGAUAAACACCAUGGAACACCAAGACAACACCGUCCCAACACAAGCAAUCGGAAUUAAUAACAUUUGUAAGAUACCUCGCAAACACAGCACGGUGGUUUCAACAUCCAGUAGCAGCCAGACCUUCAGAACAGCGCAAGAACAUGAUGGUUUUAUGACAUUAGCCGAUAUCAACAUUUUUGACGGUGCUGUUGCCGAUUCAAAUGGCCCUAACGAUCCGCCUCGUCACAGCGGUGCUGUAUUUAGGACGGACGUGGAAUGCAGUCAUUACGAAAAUCUUGAUCCAACCUCACGGGAUGCAAACUCGCAGUACACCACACUCGUUUGAAGCCAUAAUAAAACCAAAUCCAUUGCCAAUUCAUUUUUAUUGUAUUUUCAUCACGAGCACAAUCAUAUUAUUUAAGAAAAAGAAAACCUCACUGAGGGCCCUAUGGCAGAAUAGUGACCAGCCAGGCAGCCCCAAAUAGUAUAUGGACCGAUGCCGAAGGUAUAUUAUACCGAACAUUUUUGUGCAGAUAAAUGUCAAUAGAAAUAAAAAUAAAUAACACAAUAAAAAUUCCAUAAAUAUUUAUCAGUUUCUUUGAAUAAUAUAAUAUGUACCGUAUUAUUGUUGUGCGCGAGUUGUCUCCCUGCAAAAGUUGGACACGGAAAAAAUCGCUUCUUUAUAUAAAAUUCAUUUUUAUUGUAAAGCAUUUCACAUAUUGAGAUACAUUUUACAUAGAGAUAAGUGCUUAUAUCACAGACAACAUGUUGCAAAACAUUAAACCCAAAUACAGCAUUUAUUUUUUGUAUUUUUAAGAUGUGAAUAAUAAUAAAAAAACACACACUCGUGACCUGCGAAACGAAUCGUUACUUUUAAUAAUAUGUACGGUAUUAUUGUUGUGCGCGAGUUGUCUCCCUGCAAAAUGAGACACGGAAAAAUACGCUUCUUUAUAAAAAAAUUAAUUUUUAUUGUUAAGAAUUUCACAUACUGAGAUACAAUUUAUAUUAAAAUAUCUGCUUUUAUUACAGACACAAUUUUGCAAAACAUUGAUCCCAAAUAUAGUAUUUGACUUUUGUAUUUUUUAAGAUGUGAUUAAUAAUAAAAAACACACACGUGUCACCUGUCAAAUUAUUCCUUGGCAUCGUAUUUUUCCUUACAAAAUGCAAUUUAAAUGAAAUUCGUAUGAAUAAACGGCAUUCGUUUGGCGUAUUAUCAUUUUUCAAUAUAUGCAUUUUAUGCUGUGUUCUGUGUGUUUCCAGUUAAGCUUGCAAUCACUCAUCAAUUAUGAUUUUAUUUUUGGGUGUGUAUGGUAAUUAAUUUUAGUUUAAUUUAGUUUUUCUCUUUUAUUAUUAUUGUAUUGUUCAGUUUUAUUUAUGUUGUUAUUUUUAAAAAUGUGUGAUGUUAAAAUUUAUAAACAAAACUUAUAUUCAAGCUGAGAAUUGUAUUAUAAGCAAACAUUUUUAGUAGUUAAAUUUAACAAUAAUACACUAUCUGAAUUCAAUACUUUAUUUUUUAAAUUCAUAGAUUAAAAACAAAUUCUUCGUGAGACUACCAAUGUCACAAAAAGCACUCUUAUGACUACGUGUUGUUAUUUGUCUGUUUCUCUUAUUGAAUUUAUAAUUAACAAUAAGAGCAUGGAGAGUAAAUAUAACCCAGCAAAUUUAAAGGCAUACAUGUUCGGUAUUUUUGUUAAGUA